This is a messenger RNA of Penicillium cataractarum, 2520 nucleotides long. Its product is annotated as beta-glucosidase. The coding region runs from base 1 to 2520 and encodes 839 amino acids. Lineage: Eukaryota; Fungi; Ascomycota; Eurotiomycetes; Eurotiales; Aspergillaceae. The transcript has 3 exons. Gene Ontology annotation, biological process: glucan catabolic process. Gene Ontology annotation, molecular function: beta-glucosidase activity. The record is from RefSeq and is a predicted model, not a curated record.
AUGGCCCCAAUCGACGUUGAAAAGACUAUUGAAGAGCUGACGCUCGGCGAGAAGGUCGCUCUCACAGCUGGACGUGAUUUCUGGCACACGACACCCAUUCCACGUCUGAACAUCCCUUCAUUGCGCAUGUCCGAUGGCCCCAAUGGUGUCCGUGGCACUCGCUUCUUCAACGGUAUUCCGGCUGCCUGUUUCCCAUGCGCGACCGCCCUGGGUGCUACCUGGGACACCGAAUUGCUUGCCGAAGUCGGCUCAUUGAUGGGUGAGGAGGCGAUCGCAAAGGGUACUCACAUUAUCUUGGGCCCUACCAUUAAUAUCCAGCGUUCUCCUCUUGGAGGACGUGGCUUCGAGUCCUUCUCCGAGGAUGGCGUGCUCUCCGGUACCCUGGCGGGUCAUAUGUGCAAGGGUAUGCAAGAGAAGGGCGUUGCCGCAACGCUGAAGCACUUUGUUUGCAACGACCAGGAGCAUGAGCGUAUGGCUGUCAACAGUAUUGUCACGGAGCGUGCGCUGCGUGAGAUUUAUCUGCUUCCGUUCCAGUUGGCUAUGCGCAUUUGCCGGUCGGCUUGUAUUAUGACUGCUUAUAAUAAGGUCAACGGUACUCACGUUAGUGAGAACAAGGCUAUUAUUGACGAUAUUCUCCGCAAGGAGUGGGGAUGGGAGGGCCUGAUUAUGAGUGACUGGUUCGGUACUUACACCACAUCCGAUUCAAUCAACGCCGGCCUUGAUAUUGAGAUGCCCGGAAAGACCCGCUGGCGAGGCGAGGCCCUUGCUCACGCCGUUUCCUCAAACAAGGUUCCCCAGUUCAAGCUGGACGAGCGUGUGCGCAAUAUUCUCAACUUGAUUAACCGGGUCGACGCCGUUGGUAUCCCCGAAGGAGCCGAGGAGAAGGCCCUCAACCGCCCCGAAGAUCAAGCCUUGAUGCGCCGAGCAGCCGCUGAAUCCGUCGUUCUCCUGAAGAAUGAGGGCGGUGCUCUCCCUCUGAAGAAGGACGGCUCUGUGCUCGUCAUUGGCCCCAACGCUAAGACUGCCUCAUACUGCGGUGGUGGCUCUGCCUCGCUGGCUCCCUACUACACCGUGAGCCCAUUCGACGGAGUCGCCGCGAAGAGCCAGGGUGAGGUUAAGUAUGUGCAGGGUGUCUACUCCCACAAGGAGCUGCCUCUUCUGGGUCCUCUCCUGAAGACUGAAGAUGGAAAGACUGGCUUCACCUUCAAGGUGUACAAUGAGCCGCAUGGUGCCGAGGAACGCACUCUCGUCGAUGAGCUUCACCUUGUCAGCUCCAUGGGAUUCCUGAUGGACUAUAUCAACCCCAAGAUCAAGUCUAUGACCUUCUACGUCGACAUGGAAGGCUACUUCACCCCCGAGGAGGAUGGCCUGUACGACUUUGGCGUGACGGUUGUCGGCACUGGCCGUCUGCUCGUGGAUGGCGAGGUGGUUGUCGACAACACCAAGAACCAGAAGCAGGGCUCUGCCUUCUUCGGUACUGCCACCAUCGAAGAGCUCGGCGUCAAGGAACUUAAGGCUGGCCAGACAUACAAGGUUGUCUUCGAGUUCGGUAGCGCUCCCACCUCCGACCUGGACACUCGCGGCAUAGUCGUCUUCGGACCGGGUGGUUUCCGAUUCGGCGCGACCCGCCGUGUCAGCCAGGACGAGCUCAUCUCCAAGGCCGUCGAGCAAGCCAAGGAGGCCGAGCAGGUCAUCAUCUUCGCCGGUCUGACCAGCGAGUGGGAGACCGAGGGCUACGACCGUGACCACAUGGAUCUGCCCCCCGGCAGCGACGACCUGAUCAGCCGCGUGCUCGCCGUUAACCCCAACGCCGUCGUCGUGAUCCAAUCCGGCACACCCGUCACCAUGCCCUGGGCUAACGAAGCUCGUGCCCUCGUCCAGGCCUGGUUCGGCGGUAACGAGUGCGGAAACGGUAUCGCAGAUGUCCUUUACGGAGACGUCAACCCAUCCGCCAAGCUCCCCAUCACAUUCCCCCGUCGUCUGCAAGACAACCCCUCCUACGUCAACUUCCGCUCCGAGCGCGGCCGCGUCCUCUACGGCGAGGACAUCUACGUUGGCUACCGCUUCUUCGAGAAGAGCGAUGUUACACCCGAAUUCCCCUUCGGCCACGGUCUCUCCUACACCACCUUCACCCGCUCAGAUCUGCAAAUCAGCACCGUUCCCGAGGAAGCCAAGUACACCGAGUCCGGCGAACCUAUCACCGCCACCGCCACCGUCACCAACACCGGCUCUAUUGCCGGUGCCGAGAUCGUGCAGCUUUGGAUCGUCCCUCCCAAGACGGAUGUCAACCGUCCUCUGCGCGAGCUGAAGGCUUUCAAGAAGGUCUUCCUGCAGCCCGGCGAGUCUAAGACUGUCGAGCUCAGCGUGGAGAAGAAGAUUGCUACCAGCUGGUGGGAUGAGCAGCGGGAGCAGUGGAUUUCGGAGAAGGGUCGUUACCAGGUUUCUGUGACUGGUACUGGCGCGGAGGAGUUGCAGGGUGAGUUUGAGGUUGGCAAGACCAGAUUCUGGCUGGGGUUGUAA